Molecule: messenger RNA, 2716 nt
Organism: Colletotrichum destructivum
Lineage: Eukaryota; Fungi; Ascomycota; Sordariomycetes; Glomerellales; Glomerellaceae
Product: Putative GNAT domain, acyl-CoA N-acyltransferase
Exons: 2
Coding region: 349-903 (184 amino acids)
Biological process (GO): protein acetylation
Molecular function (GO): N-acetyltransferase activity
Source: RefSeq, a predicted model, not a curated record
CUCAUGUUAUCAUGACUUUCUUCUUCGGCUACAUCAGGUUGAAUGCUAUCGAAACUGAUCAUAGCUUUGGUCUCGAGUUUCUCGCUCACAGCAAGGUGCAUCAUGAAUCAUGCAACGCCUCAGUAGGCGGUGAAAACAAGCAUCAGUUCUGCCGUGGCGGUUGAGAGGGGAAUGCUUCUAUUUCCCCACCUAACGACAUGAGGCACGCCCUUUGAGAAAUGGAUCCUCACCUAGGACCUCUGAGUGCAUAAAUACGACCUAUUGCCUCUCAUCGAGGCUCUGAUAGUGGUAUUCAUAUUCCCGAUCACCACCACGACGCGUCUUUAGAAGCCUCGUAUACCUCCCAAAAUGGCGCCCUCAGGCCCGACCAUCCGGCACGCGCGUCGUCAAGACAUACCCAUCAUCCUGAGCCUCAUCAGGGAGCUCGCAGACUACGAGCGCGAGCUUGACAGCGUUCAGGCGACCGAGGAGUCUCUCGGAAACACAAUCGCCUUCGCCCCCGCGGACCAGACGACCUACACACCGGGCAAGCCGCAAACGGAGCCCACGGCGCCGGGCAGGCCGGCGCGGUGCCUGCUGCUCUUCAACGAGGCCGGCGAGGGCGUCGGCAUGGCUCUGUAUUUUUACAACUACAGCACCUGGCGCGCCAAGCCGGGCGUUUACCUUGAGGACCUCUACGUGCGGCAGUCGGAGCGGAACAAGGGCUACGGCAAGCGGCUGCUCGUCGAGCUGGCCAAGGAGGUCGUCGCCAUGGACGGCGGCCGGCUGGAGUGGGUCGUCUUGAAGUGGAACGAGCCGAGCAUCAAGUUCUACGAGUCCAUCGGCGCAAAGGCCAUGGACGACUGGGUGGGCAUGCGCGUCGACGGCGACGCGCUGCCGAGGCUGGCGGGCUUGCUCGGGUGAUGGGAGAGUGCCUGUCUACCAAGAUAAGGGGGAAGAAAGAAAAGAAAUAGAACGCUUCUAUCCCUUUAGCGUUUGGCCGUCCAUUUUAGGGCCCUUGGCCUUCGCUGUCUCGUCGCCGCCAGCGGGUCCCUUAGGCAUCCGAGCGUAAGGAGUAGCCGAUUUUGGUCUCUUCCCUUUCGCGUCGACGUCCUCGAAGAGACGGUGGUGCGCUGCCGUGGCCACGGGGACCUUUGCCUUCUUGACGCCCCAAACAGGUCUUGCGAACGACGGCUUAAAGCCUGCCUUCUCGGGCGCGGGCUCCAUGUAAGAAGUCGCUUGCCACAUCCUUUCAUACUCGCGUCGGACCUCUCGCGUACGGAAGGGCUGCUUUCGAGACGUUGGGAUCUUGGCGCCCGUUUUGGACCGGCGCUUCACGGAGGGCAACCACUUGGCAGUCUUGGAGUAAGGCCCUUCGUCAAACUGCCCGGUCAAGCGAGAGAGCUGUCUGCCCCGAAAGCGCUCGACAUCGCGUGCGGGCAAGCGAGUGUGUAUUGUCCAGUCCCAUGAUGGCGUCUCGCCAGGCUUCGUGCCGAUGGACACGGCAAUGCGCCUUUGCGGCGGGAACCUAUACAACUCCUUGGGCGCAUCCCCGGACGCGAGCAGCUUGAGGAAAUCCCAUGCGUCCUCGGCGACGGGAGGCAUGAUCUUGUCCGCGGUCCACUUCCACCACUUUCGCACAGCCUUGGUCACCCUUCUCGGGGCGGUUGGGCGGCCCCAGAUGUCCUCCCUAGGCACCUUCUUCAUCGGAUCGAGGUUUCUGAAGGGACUUCUCGGGAAGGCGGAGCCCGUGGCAUCGCGCUGAUGGGAUUGUUGGGCCUUGAUGUAGGCGCGCAGCUUGGGGAUGUCCCAGUUGUCCUCGAUGGGGCUGAGGUGCUGGUACACCCAGGGGGUGGGGUCUUCUCUGUCCCAGUUUCGUUUCCAGGGAUGCGUCUUGAGGAGUUUCUCUUUCUUCUUUCUGUCCUUUUCCGCUUGCUCCAUGCGUCGCUGGAGCUGUUCGGGGCCAAGGGGCGGUUCUGGUUCUUUUGCGACCAACAAGGACACGAGCUCGCGACGGCGUUUGCCCAGGCGGCCAAAAGUGUGCCACAUGACCUUGCGCAAGCGUUUUUGGUCACCGUUGGCGGCGGCCUGCAGAAAGGGUAUCCGUUGCUUUCCAUCUAGGAGGUGCUUUUUCCGGCGGUACUCUUCGUCUUUGCGGGCUUGUUCGGGAUUGGGGGAUCUGAGAAUUUGCGAUUCACGUUCGGCGGCUCUUUGCCGCUCCUCUCGAAAGCGAGUUUGUAUGGUUUCGAAAAGAAAGGGACGUAUGGUGGCUGGGUAGUAGGUUGCCGCUCGAAGGAGAUGGCGAUAGACAUGCAGCGGCUGCACGGGAUGCGGAAGGGGGAUUCGAGAUUGUGGCAUCGUGGGACGAUAGAAGGCGUCAAUUGGCGGUGGAAGGGCAAUGUGUUGAGGGUUAGGGGAUAGGCGGUGAUGGUCUUUUUGCUGGCAUGGCUAUUGUGACUGGCUAGUCGGGACAGAGACAGAGACGCAUGUGCGAUGUCGAGCAGGAUGCAUGCAGAUAGAUGGCAGAUGAUGGCAUUUGGCAGAUAGGCGUGGCAGGCGCAGAGACUGUGAGAUGCGGUGUGUAGUCCCCCCUAGGGGGGGCGAUUGGCCAAAGCUCCGGGGAGUGGGGCAGUUCAGCAUCGAGCAGCUCAGCUACCUUCCGACCUUCCUAGGUACCUAGGUCCCCUGUAGAUGAAAUAUGGCUCUAUGAGUAGAUACUUGUGGAAUAGAUUCACAC